AUGCGAGAGGCCGCAGAACGGCGGCAACAGUUGGAAUUAGAGCAUGAGCAAGCCCUGGCCGUUCUCAACGCGAAGCAGCGGGAAAUUGAACUCCUGCAGAAGGCUCAGGUUGAAGCUAAGAAAGAGCAUGAAGGAGCAGUCCAGCUGCUAGAGAAAGGCCAAGGGGUACCUGUCCUCCCUAUCUCCCAUCUCCAGGCCCUUUGUGCAGCUGCUGCUUCCCAGAGGGGCCCUUGCCUUCAGCCCCAGGGAACACUGAAGCCAUUAAUGAAAACAGAACUACUAGAUGGGCAGAGAGAACUGGUCCUUUCCAGCUUUGUGGAUUUUGUCCAAGAUAAUGAAUCCCAUUUGUCUAACACACUGGGGAAUGAAUGGGAUCCAUCCCUGCCUCUGCGGAUUCCUGGGGGCUUAAACCCAAAGGACCACAUGUCUAAUGAAAGUAUUUCUGGUGAUAGACAGAGAUAUUGUUGGCUAGGCAAUACCGGUCCUCCAGCUCCACCUCAAGAUGUCACCAUUCAAGCCGGGACCACUCCAGCAACCAUUCAGGUCUCCUGGAAACCACCAACUCUCACACCCACUGGGAUGUCCAAUGGAGCAAAUGUGUCUGGCUAUGGUGUUUAUGCAAAAGGGCAGAGGGUGGCUGAAGUCAUCUUCCCGACAGCCGAUGGCACAACAGUUGAGCUGAUGCGCAUCCGGAACCUGGAAGCCAAGGAGGUGACCGUGAGAACCCUUUCCACCCAAGGUGAAUCCAUGGAUUCUUUAAUAGCUGCCAUUCCACCUGACCUACUGGUGCCUCCAACCCCACACCCUCGAACUACUCCCAAACCUAAGCCAUUAGCAAGUGCCGGAGCCCCAGAUACCAAAGACGAACAGUUGGGUCCCCACAUCAAAAUGGAUGAGUCUUGGGAGCAGACACGCUCAGCUGCCCCCACGCACGGACACAUGCUGGAACCUCCGACAUCCAACUUUCCUGGCUCAGCUCCUGGGAGGCGGUCACCCUCACCCAAUCGGAUUCUCCCACAGCCUCAGGGCACCCCGGUCCCCAACACUGUGGCCAAAGCCAUGGCACGGGAAGCUGCCCAGCGGAUGGCGGAGAGCAGUCGAUUGGAGAAAAGGAGCCUGUUCGAAGACAGGAGCAGGGCUGGCCAUUAUGCAAACUCAGACGAGGAGGAAGAGGAUGGCUAUGACUCACCAGACAUCAAAAGGAGAGGAGCUUCCGUGGAUGAUUUUCUGAAAGGUUCUGAGCUUGGCAAGCAGUCACACUAUGGUCAUGGAGAGGAGUACCACACAGAGAGCAGCCGGGGCUCUGACCUGUCUGACAUUAUGGAAGAGGAUGAGGAGGAACUUUAUUCUGAAAUGCAGCUGGAGGAUGGGGGCAGGAGGCGGUCCAGUGGAACCCCCCACAACACUCUGAAGGAGUGCUGUGACAAUAGGACCACCACCACCGAUGCAACUUUUUGGGAACAGCCCGAAUUUCCCCAACAGACCCACCACAGUAAAAAACUUUUCAGUAUCCCAGAAGUAGCCGAAGAGGACGGAGACUAUUCUGAGCUGCUGCACAAGCAAGGUUUAGGGUUGUCCUAUAAGAUGAAAGCCCCAGGGCCCAGAGGACCUAGGUACCCCAGGUGCUGCAUUGAAGACAAAGCCCAACAUGCCACCUGGUUCCCCACCAAGCACAGGCUGUCUGGGUUUGCCCACCACUCAGAGGACUCUGCCCCUGAAGAUAAAGGUUGCAGAUUUAGCCGGUCCCUCACCCGGAGCCCAGACAGCGGGCUUGACUGCGGGAGUGAGGAAGAGGAGUCUCGGUUUAGCUUCCGAAACGUUCACGGUCAUAUGCCCCCUCAUGCCGGCCCCCCCUGUUGCCAAGGCCGGAGCCCCUGUUCAUGCUGGAGAAGUCCAAGGCCCCUUCUAGCCCGUAGGAAAACCCUGACCCGGCAGACCAGCAUUGAGGAAGACUUUGGAGAGCAGUUUGCCCCCAGUGAGGUCAUCAGGAGCAGUGAGAGCCCACCUGGCCCCGAGAGAACUAGCCCCAGGAAGAGUCACUUCAGUGAUCCCAUGAAGUCAGAAGACCCUUGCUGUGGCUGGAAGGUCAAGAUGAGUGACAGCAGGGCAGCUGUCCCACUUACAAAAUCAACUCCCAGAGAUGGAGAAGGUUCUUUGCUUUUAGGAAAUCCAGCGUCUGCCGGACGGACUGAUAGGGUGGAUCACACGGGUCGAAGGUUAUCACAUGGCAGUGCUGGACCUCAGAGGCCCCGGCCAAUGAUGGUCCCUUCCAUUGAUGGGUAUUGCAGCCGAGAUCGCCUGUCUCCAGACCUGUAUGAGGAAUCUGAAACAGACCCUGGCACCGAGGACCUUUCAGUCCGAAUAUUUGUGGCUCUCUUUGACUAUGAUCCACAUACAAUGUCUCCCAAUCCUGAUGGAGCAGAAGAAGAGUUACCAUUUAAGGAAGGACAAAUCAUUAAGGUUUACGGAGACAAAGAUGCUGAUGGCUUCUACCGUGGAGAAACCUGUGCCCGACUUGGCCUUAUUCCUUGUAACAUGGUCUCAGAAAUCCAAGCAGAUGAUGAAGAGAUGAUGGACCAGCUCCUCAAACAAGGCUUUCUCCCUCUGAAUACCCCUGUGGAAAAAAUAGAAAGGAACAGACGGAGCGGCAGGCAGCAUCCUGUGUCUACAAGAAGAAUGGUGGCUCUCUAUGACUAUGAUCCAAGAGAAAGCUCUCCUAAUGUUGAUGUAGAGGCAGAACUGACAUUUUGUACAGGAGACAUUAUUACUGUGUUUGGUGAGAUUGAUGAAGAUGGAUUUUACUAUGGAGAGCUCAAUGGACAAAAGGGCCUGGUUCCUUCAAACUUUCUGGAAGAAGUGCCUGAUGACGUUGAAGUCUACCUUUCGGAUACACCAUCUCGUUAUUCUCAAGAGGCCCCAAUGCGUACCAAGGCUAAAAGGGUUCCUCCUGAGAAUACAGGUACGUCAAGGAGAGCACCAUCCCCCACAGUCCAUCUUCAUUCUGGGUCACCUCCGUCAACUAUGGGUUCUGGUAGUCCUGGGAGAGGCAGGGAAAGGGCCUCGAAAAAGAAAAAGGGUCUGCUUUCCAAAGGGAAGAAACUUCUGAGAAAACUGGGCGCAGUGAAGUGACCCAUGUACUUCUGGACGACUUGUAACGCCUGGCCUAUGUAAUUUCCUUUCAUCCCAAACUAGGGCUUUC
Molecule: messenger RNA, 3199 nt
Organism: Gracilinanus agilis (Agile Gracile Mouse Opossum)
Lineage: Eukaryota; Metazoa; Chordata; Mammalia; Didelphimorphia; Didelphidae
Gene: RIMBP2
Product: RIMS binding protein 2
Exons: 17
Coding region: 1-3129 (1042 amino acids)
Biological process (GO): neuromuscular synaptic transmission
Molecular function (GO): protein binding
Source: RefSeq, a predicted model, not a curated record